AUGGAUCGGGAUCGCAUCGAGCCCGUCCACUCUGGGGCACCGGAGUCGCAAUCAACCGAACCCUUUCCUGAGUCUUCAUCCGUGUCUCCUAGGAGGCCACCGCUAGCAACUCUUCAUACUCACGGCGAUUCGAAUCGUGCACGUCGCCCCAGUAUCCGGCUCUCGCGCUUAGGUUCCUUCUCCUCCUUGGACACGGUCAACUCGCAGCAACCGGAACAACAACCCGGGCUCUCCGCCGCUCACCACCCGACCAUACAAUCUCCUGUCGCCGAAGAAGAUGAGUCUGUCCACGGUCGCCGACGCAGCAGCUCUGAGCCGCGCCCAGGGCGAUGGUCAUCCCCACCAAACACCCUUCCGCAGGUGGCAACUCCUAUCCGGAUGAUGCCACUAUCGGAAGAAUCAUCUCCGAUGCCACUCACCCCAAUGAGCGUAGGUGAACAGCAUGCUCCCGAGCAUCUCGAGCCGCCGCCUCCGGUCGCGCAACGACCAGGUUCUCGGAAUCUGCUGCGACGCACUAGUCAAGCGGCACUCAAUCGCUUCUCCCGUAAUCGAGCAUCAACCGUAUCAGGAGCACCCCCGACGCUGGCCACGCAAGAGGAACAACGCAGGAACGAGUAUGCGCCCCAAGUGGUGGACGUACUGGACGUUAUCGAUCCUGAGGUUUCUGCGCUGUCUACCCUCACGAAUGUUCAGAACUCGCUGUUUGUGCCCAACCUGGGUGGCUGGAUUAACCGCAUGCCCACCUACACGCUCACGCGACACCCGCCUUCUUCGGAUGAAGAACAGGCGACCACAACGGACGAAGCUGACGCUGAGAUGUCCGAGGACAGUAAACUCCAGCAACGGCCAACAUUGGAUCAACUUCGUCCGUUUACGAGUAUGUCUUCCGUACUGCCGGGUCCUCGCUACGCAGUUUUGCCUGAAGGCCAUGGGCUCGAGGGAUGGACACGGGAAGACUUUAUGGAGCUCAAUGAUCAUGUUCGACACAUGCUGCAUUCUCGUCGCUCCAAGUUCAAGCGGUCAAUGAAGGGCUUUGGACAAUAUAUCCGAAAGCCACUGGGAUUCCUCGUCACUCUUUAUGCAACCCUGAUCACUCUGUUCGGCCUCGCAUGGGUGCUUUUCUUGAUCGGCUGGAUCAACGUCGGCGGAAGGCAAUCCUACCUCAUCAACAUCAUCGACAACGUUCUGGUCGCACUCUUCGCCAUCAUGGGUGAUGGAUUGGCUCCCUUCCGAGCUGUAGAUACCUAUCACAUGUGUUUCAUCGCGCAUUACACCUUUUUGACUUGGAAGAUCCGCCGCAAGAAGGCGCUCCCCAAUCUGAAGGACAAAAACGAUCUCCCCGAACAGAAAGAGAAGGACGUGGACGUCGAGUUUGGAGACACGCCCAAAGAGGACGAGUACGAAUUCUCUGUUCUCGACGCUCGUCAGCAGCUGCGCUUGGCGCACCACCAGACCAAGUUUGCUAAGUCUCAUACGUUCUACAAACCCCACGAAACUAUGACCCACCAUGCUUUCCCCAUGCAGCUACUCAUCGCAAUUGUUGUCAUCCUCGACUGUCAUUCGAUUCUCCAGAUGGCUCUGGGUGCCUGCACAUGGAGUAUGGAAAACCCAGGGCAGCGACCAUUUGCUUUGACCACCGUCAUCCUUUGCUGCUCCAUCACUUGCAAUAUCACAGGUGGUGUGAUGAUCAUGAUCGGUGAUCGACGAACCCGAAAGAAGGAGGUUGUGGAACGACUUUUCCGACAGCAAUUGACUGAGGAAGCCAUGAAGAAGAUGGAGAAGAAGAAGGUCAAGGAGGAGCGCAAGAGUAUGCAGCUGGACCGCCCCGAGCCGUUCCCUGAUUCUUAA
Molecule: messenger RNA, 1848 nt
Organism: Penicillium atrosanguineum
Lineage: Eukaryota; Fungi; Ascomycota; Eurotiomycetes; Eurotiales; Aspergillaceae
Product: DUF2985 domain-containing protein
Exons: 4
Coding region: 1-1848 (615 amino acids)
Source: RefSeq, a predicted model, not a curated record